Messenger RNA from Anneissia japonica, 6600 nucleotides. Its product is annotated as calmodulin-binding transcription activator 2-like. The transcript has 23 exons. The record is from RefSeq and is a predicted model, not a curated record. The coding region runs from base 74 to 4981 and encodes 1635 amino acids. Gene Ontology annotation, cellular component: nucleus. Gene Ontology annotation, biological process: regulation of transcription by RNA polymerase II. NCBI's taxonomy places the organism in Eukaryota, Metazoa, Echinodermata, Crinoidea, Comatulida, Comatulidae. Gene Ontology annotation, molecular function: transcription coregulator activity; protein binding; double-stranded DNA binding.
CACAAUCAACCAUCGGGAUGAUACGAUGAUACACACACCAUUCAGAUAUUGAAAAAGAAGAUGGAUCAGAAAGAUGUCGCUUAUUUACUACAAUUCAGACAAGGAGAGCCAACCUAAUGUUGUGCUACCCAAAAAACUGGAGAAUCUGCCAAAAUCUCUGGAGUGGCCCAAAGUAAGACAUCGAUGGAAUACUAAUGAAGAAAUUGCUUCGUUAUUAACCACUUUUGACCAACACAAUGCCUGGCAAACAACAAUUACAAAAACAAGACCACAUAGUGGAUGCUUGUUUUUGUUCAACCGAAAGAAAGUGAAACACCGAAAAGAUGGCUACAUUUGGAAGAAACGCAAAGAUGGCAAAACAACACGAGAAGACCAUAUGAAAUUGAAAGUUUUAGGUGUUGAGUGCCUAUAUGGGUGUUACGUCCAUUCUGCCAUCAUCCCAACAUUCCAUAGACGAUGUUACUGGUUGUUACAGAACCCAGACAUGGUAUUGGUACAUUACCUCAACAUGCCAGCAGAUGACUCUAAAGGGGGCGCUAUUCACUUAGGUCGUUGGAUGCCGACAACACUUCCGUUGACCAUUGACGGUAAAACCUGGACACGUGAAGAAUUGCUACAACAGAUCACACCAAUGUUUGUCGGUUCACAAAUGAAAGUAAACAACGGGAACAAGGAAUAUUCGGGAACAGAUGUUGCUGAGGCGAUAGUACAUUACUAUUUAACGCAGCAGACAAAUGAACUGCUAUCCAAGGAAAAGGUUGAGGAACAGCAGGAUCUGUCAAGACCUCUUAGAAUUCUCUUGCCAAGAAUUGACCAGCAGUUGUCAGGAUCAUCUGGAGCUCAAACAGCCUAUCAAGUGAUUCCAUGUCAUAUUCAAGGUGGCAAUGCAGGGCCAACAAUAUUGAAGAUUGUUAACCAAACUGGAGAACAGGCCAGCACCUCUGACAAUCAGCAGGUCUUGAAUUUUGACCAAUCAGCUGUACAGGGUAGUAAACUUAUUUUGAUCGCAUGUAACAAUCAGCCAACAACAACAAAUGCCAAUGGUGUGAUCCAGACACCCAGCAUGACACCUGCAACUGACCCUUGUCAAGACGCCACACACCAGAAACAUAUGUCCCCAGCUAACCUGGAAGAAGUUAGUUCUGGAACCAAAGUAAGGCUUGAACCUCCAAGGAUCACAGCAGAGGUAUCACAAGAACUCAAAGAUAUGGUUGAUAAUGACCCUAAACUACACACCUGUAAGAAUCGGUUUCAAGACCAACCGAAGAACUACCAGAAUGUGAUGAAGGUGCCAAAUGAUCUUGCAAAGCAUUUUCAGACUAUUACUAACUAUGUUGAAAGCAAUGAGAAUUGUCAUUCGCCAUCUCAAACAUAUUCCGAGGCUCAACAAACAAUCAGUACACAACAGACAAUAAAUUCCCAGCAGACUAUCAGUUCUCAACAGACUAUUAAUGCCCUUAAGACUAUAAGUGGCCAGCAGACAAUCAAUGCUCAGCAGACUAUAAAUGCCCAGCAGACUAUAAAUGCUCAACAAACUAUUAGAAGCAUGACUUUCCAGAAUAUUCCACAGAAUCAAGCACCUUGUCAGAAUUCACAAUCUUCCUCCAGUCUGCCUAUUGGUUAUGCAGAUGUUGGUCUUCAACGAACACCUGAACAGAGACAUAAUUUAGGAUCAUCAAAUGAACUAAUCAACCAGUCUUCUUUAACUAAUCAUUUAGUAUCAAGUUCUCUAAUGCCAAGACAAGAAGAAAUGCAUCCUGUGAUUUCAAGAACAGGAGUAUUGGAUACACAACACCACCAGCAACAGCAUCAACUUCAAACACAGAAACAACAACAAAACACUCAAAAUGUAUCUGGAUUUUCUACUGGCUUCAAUCAUUUCAAGAGCACUCAAACUGUGUCUUUAUCAAAUCAACUCGAAAACAAUUUCAUUUUGUCAAAUCAUGUUCAACCCUGUCUGAAUCAACCUAGAUUGAACCAGAAUGAUCUAGUUCCAGCUAGUCAGUUUGAAAUUCCUUCAACAUCAUCAAACCAAGUGAAAUCUACCCUAUCACAGACAGAUCUAAACCAGCAAAAGACUACUCAAACUGGUCAUUUUCAGCCUAUCAAUUCCAGUAACAAUCUGUGUAAUACACAACAAAGUGGUCAAAACCAGUUUUCAUUGAACCCAAAUAAUGGUUUUGAUGGUACAAACCAGUUCAUUAAUACUCAGCUUGAAUUGACAGAAUUGCUUCUGAAUCAAAAUCAGUUUGAAAUGUCAUCACAACAGUUGAAUGAGCAGACACAACUACCUAGUGCAAACAUUGUGACUCAACUGGAAAGAUCACUGAGCCAAACACAGAGACAUCAUACAACAGUCGUUGAAGAACAAUCAGUUAACCAAUCAAACCAAUGUUACCAAAAUAGUAGCGUUGGUGCAAGCCAAGUUGGUUUGUUGAGCAAACCAAUUUCUUUUCCUUCACAAUCUGCAAAUGCAUUCCCUACAACUGUCAGCUCACCACUGCCAACCUCAUCAUCUACACAUUCUCAGACCAGCAGCAGUAAUACCUCCUGCCCUACAAUGUCGUCCACUCCUCUAAAUUUACUCAAUUCACCUGAACUUGACUUGGACACAUUCGAUAUAUUUGAUAACCUUUCAACAAGCGAUGAUGACAUUUCUUUUGGUAAGCAGAACUGUCCAACCCGAGUAACACAUUCCAGUAUGGCGUUUUCCAGCCCAUCCUCUGUUGGUCACAACAUCAGUAACUCGAGUUCCAGUCUUGUAAACUCGACCGUUUCACAUGUGGCAAUGAAUGUAAGUUCUACCGAGACUGCUUUGACGGAUCUACCUGCUGAACUUGGGAUCAAUUCUUCUAACUUAGUGGAGAUAACAGACUUUUCACCAGGAUGGUCAUAUCCAGAGGGAGGAGUGAAGGUCCUAGUAACUGGUCCUUGGAACAUUCAGAAUGGAGUUUACACCUGCCUGUUUGAUGAGUUCAUCGUGCCUGCAGCAUUAAUACAGACAGGUGUACUCAGGUGUUUUUGUCCAGCUCACACGGCGGGCUUAGUGAUUUUGCGAGUAGCCCACAACAGUAUGCCCAUCUCACGUGCCGUUUUGUUUGAAUACAAGGCCCGUUCAAUGCCACAACCUAGUGCCCAACAAGACUGGCUGUCUUUGGAUGAAAAUGAAUUUAAAAUGGCCAUUUUGGAUCGCCUGGAGCAGAUUGAAAAGAGACUAGGAGAAAAUGGAGGAUUAGGACAACAGAUGCAGCAAGCAAGGGGAAAAGAAGAUGAAUCACAACCAGGCACAUCUCAACAAAUGUGCUUUGAAAAUCGUGUUGUAACAAUUUGCGAGAAGUUAAUGGCUUGCGGUCAUCAAGAGAACCUGCAGCUAAAGAUGACGUCAUCGUGGCGGGGAAUGACGCUCCUUCACCUCGCUGCCGCUCUUGGCUAUUCAAGACUCAUCACCACUCUUCACAACUGGAGGAAGAACAGGCCGAGUUUGAUUAUGGAGUUGGAAGCCGAUCCCUUGAUUGUGGAUGACAAUUCAUGCACUCCAAUGAUGUGGUCGUGUGCACUUGGUCACACCCAGACUGCGCUGCUUCUGUUUUACUGGAACCAGAGAUGUUUAACAGUAUCUGAUAGCCUUGGUCGUGUGCCCCUACAACUAGCCAAGUCACGCGGACAUGCAUCCUUGGUGCACCAGAUAGAACAGAUCCAGCACCAUUGGCAUCAGACACCCUCGACCACUAGCAUCACCAUCACUCAACCCCCUGUGGUGUCGGUCAUGGAUUCAUCUCCGUCAACAUCAGAUUCCCAGAACUGCGAUAGUUCUCUGAUGACAUUUGAAUCGCCUUCACCUUCCUCUGGAUGUCUUUCAGCAAGGUCUUUCACCCCAUUGUCCCAGUGCCUCAGCAGCCCUGCAUCUGUCCCUAGCUCGUUUUUGUCAGGGAGCGGUUCACCGUUGAGUUUAGGGACGGCUAGCCCUGGAGUCCACCAGAGUGACAGCUUCUUUAACGAACAGCAGGAAAAUAAUAAUGGGCAAUUUUUAUCAGGAAUUGGCUCAGACAAUUUCUUAACCUGCCAAGCCGAUGUCUCCAGAGAAAGCAUUCAGCGAUUCUUUGAUGGACGAGAGUCACCGAUGCAGAUGGGUGAAGGACAUUCAACCAACGAUUCUCAUUCCCUGAUUGGUAGCCUUCUUCCUCCUUUUGGUACCCCAUUUUCAAGCGAUGUUAGAAUUGAAAAAGAACAAUACCUGAGUUUAGCUGAGCAAAUCAUAGAUGCUCUGCCAGACAGAAUCAAAGGAAAUCUACCAGAGUACUCAACAUCUGCGAGGAAUGAUCCCAAUGCUCAGGGAAAUGGGACACCAAUGGAGCAGAGCCACAGUUAUGCAAACAUUGGUUCACCUGCAAGCACGGAUUCAUGCCUUCUUAGCCAAUCAGAUCUGUCGUUUGAAGAGCAAUCGCCUCCUUCCAGCAUGAGGGACUUUAUUGGGGGAACAGUGCAGAGUUUUUCACUUCUCACAUUAUCAGACCAUGAGCAGCUAGAAUUGUACAAGGCAGCUUUAGUGAUACAAAAUGCAUUCCGGCAGUACCAGGGUCGACAACGGCAAAAGCAGCAGGAGCUUGAGGCAGCUGUUAUCAUCCAAAACUAUUUUCGGCGUUAUAAGCAAGUGAAGCAGAAUUUUGACUAUGCAAACUUUUAUGCUUGCAUACAGAAUAAAAAAAUGACAGAUGCAGCACGUGUUAUUCAGAGCCGCUUCCGUGGAUAUCACAAUUACAAACAGUUCAAAAAGAGUCGGGAGGCUGCAAUUAUUAUACAAAGCCACUACCGUGCAUAUCGUGAACAGGAACGAUUCCGGCGUAGUAAACAUGCAGCGAUUGUCAUCCAGCAACGAUUCAGGCGACUGGCACAGAUAAAGCGCGAACAGUCGGCUGCUAGGAAGAUACAACGCUUUAUGAAACGUUGUCAAAACAGACCACUGUGGGAUUUAGACGAUUGAACAAAGAGUGUGUGAUAGGCAUUUGUUAAGAUAUUGGCAACCGUUUCGGUACUGAAAGCUCAUGGAACCUCAUCUGAGAGAGAGUGGUGUUUACUACAAGUUUAAACUAGGUUAAUUCAGUAACAGUAUUGUUUAUCUAGAAGGAAGAAUGAAGAGGCUUUUCAAGAUAAAUUGCUGGUAACAGUGAGUUACAUUUUUUCAACAUCAUCUUGACCAUGGAAAUACAAGUUGAUAACCAUGCUUGCAGCUGUACAAUAUCCUCAUCUUGGUUUAUACAAUUGACUCAGUUUUAGAUGAAAUUGAUAAUGCCAGAAAAUAAGUAGAAUUUUGUGUAAGCAAUUGAUAAUUCAUUUGUGUGUGAUUUUGUACCAAUUGUUGGAGUUGACAAUGUUUUUUUAUUAAUAUAUAAAUAAGAUAAUUUGAAAUAGUUGUUAAUUAUAUUAUAUCUGGAUCAAAAUGAUGAUUAUCAUCACGAGUAUCCUUUGUUAUUCUAAUUAUCAUCAAUAAUUUUAUACUUCUGUAUCAUCUUCUUUAAUGAUCUUUACAACUAAUGUGUGCUUAGUUUGUCUGAUAAUUGACAGCAGGAAUCAGACCAUCUCUUUUCGAGUGAACCAAAACAAACCCAGAUCACCAUCUCUGCUUAUAUGAAAAACUAUUCAACUGAUAAGAUACAUCAUUUACAUUCUAGAAUUCCUUGACUCAAGAGGUUAUGGACAUGGUAGUAUUAUUUGUCAGGCUACUGCCAAUAAUUGCAUACCAGGAUUGGUACUCCGUAGUUACUUAUUCUGUUCACACACAACAGCGGCAGAUCCAGGAAUUUGAAAUUAAGGAGGGACUUUCACAGAUGGAGAGUCUGGCACCUAUCAAUUUUUGUAAUUUUGAAAAAAAAAUUAUGGCGGCCCAGGACAGCUCAGCCCCCUUGAAUCCACCACUGCACAAGCAGUGGUGGCCCCAGUUUCAAACCCAUGUCCGGUCUGAGUCCAGAGUAAAGCACCUGGUUGGUGUUGUGGUGGAAAGAUUUUAUCAUUUAGGAUAGUAGAAAUUGUGCUUCUAGGCCACAAUUUUAAGAAUUGUAUCACAGCAACUUUGCAUCUGAAAAUCAUUGUUUUCAGUCCAACAACCUGUUGUGGUGUCAUACCAUGUUUGACAGAGUGUCAUUUUCUCUUCAGCACUGGGGUUGCCACUAUACACUCAAUUUCUUCACUAUUAUAGUCAUAUAAUUAGCAUAAUUCGUAGAACAAUACAGUACAUUGUAUUAGGUUAUCAGUGCAUUUACACAUCUCAUGUCAUUGGAUGCUUUGUUGAUUGUUAGGUUUCUCGCCUUCCAAUCUGAAGCCCUGUGCAAAACUCCAUUUGGUUACGCCUAAUGAGAAAUUUGUUGGCUGUCGACCGGGACUAACCACUUGCACAAUGCAACUUUAGUCCACUGACCAUUGAUGGCAGUUUUGUUAUUAAGAAUGAUCCAUCUUGUGUUACUCCACCUCAUCGUAGUUGUUUGGAAUCAAGUCAUCACCUGUUGCAAACACAGUACAUGCCAUUACUUUGUUUAAAAAUCAAAAAUCUAACUUGUAUUUUCUUUGUACAUUCCAUUUUUUAUGAUGUUGCUAUUUCUCUGUAUU